This is a messenger RNA of Momordica charantia (bitter melon), 2691 nucleotides long. RefSeq names its product transcriptional regulator ATRX. Lineage: Eukaryota; Viridiplantae; Streptophyta; Magnoliopsida; Cucurbitales; Cucurbitaceae. The record is from RefSeq and is a predicted model, not a curated record.
GUGGACCACUCUGGUAGUUGGCUUGGGUUCUGGAAAGCAACUUUGGUAGUGAUUUACUUCCAAGAGGAUUCAGUGGUUACUUGCCUCUUCACCGGAUAAAGAUUUGUUAAUACUCUGGCUGGUAGUUGGCUUCAGUUCUGAGCUCAUAAGGCAGAGGAUGCUACGGUUUUGCAAGAGUAUGACUAUGGCUAUGAGGCCAUUGUCUUAAUCGAAUCGGACCCAAACAUUCACGAUUGCAGUUGAUUUUUUGGUCCCAUCUCUGUUCAAAUGGUCGUGGAAAAGGAAUUUCUCCAUCAUUCCCACGUCCCUCGCUCUCUUUCUUCCCUUCAGAGUGAAAGUAAAAGUCUCCGUUAGGGUUCAUGGAAGCUUCCUUCUGAGAAACUGGAAAGUUCGAGGUUGAAGUUGCUUUUAUCAAUUAAGAUAAUGGAGAAUCCUGAUCAGGAUCAGCAAGAUCCGAGGAGUGUACCUGGUGUGGAGGACACCACUGCAAUGACUAUUGAGUUUCUUCGUGCUCGACUUCUAUCGGAAAGAUCUGUUUCGAGAAGUGCAAAACAAAGAGCUGAUGAACUAGCAAAAAGAGUUGCAGAACUGGAGGAGCAGCUAAAGGUUGUGUCCCUUCAAAGAAAGAUGGCUGAAAAGGCAACAGCAGAUGUACUUUCCAUUCUAGAAGAUAAUGGCGCUAGUGAUAUUUCUGAGACACUUGAUUCAAACUCUGACCAUGAAACACUAUGUGAAUCAAAAGUUGAGGAUGACCCUGCAAGGGCAGAUGUGAACUCCAAUUCGACACGAAGGAGAAAUGUACAUGAAGAAUAUUCAGGUUCUGAUAUUGAUACUUCUCCAGUGCUUGGUGGAAGCCUGUCUUGGAAGGGACGAAAUGAUUCACCACAUACUCAUGAAAAGUACAAAAAGAUUUCCAUAAGAAGUCGAAGCAGUUUUUCAUCUAUUGGUUCUUCUUCACCAAAACACCGCCUUGGUAGAUCAUGCCGCCAGAUUAAGCGUAGAGAUCCAAGACCACUAAACAGGGAGCAAGAGCUCAAAUCUGAGGCACUCGUGGAUAGUGCUCAAGAGAUUGCACCAUCUACAUGUUCAGAAGACUCUCGAAAUUGCUGCAUAAAUGGGCCUAAGAUAUUGAGGGAUGGUCAUGAUCUUCAUGAGGAGACACGCUCAGGUUCUUCACCAGAUAAUAGUUGUGUAGGAAAUAAAGAUAAAGAUCAUGAUUUGGAUGAGUACGAAAAGGUAAAUGAUAUGGAGAAGGCAUUGGAAUGUCAAGCACAACUCAUUGAUCAAUAUGAAGCAAUGGAAAAAGCUCAAAGAGAAUGGGAAGAGAAGUUCAGAGAAAAUAACAACAGUACUCCCGAUUCUUGUGACCCUGGAAACCAUUCAGAUAUCACCGAGGAAAGGGAUGAGAUCAGGGCACAAGCUCCAAAUCUGUCUGGUAAUGCUUUCCUUGAAAAUGAGGCUAAAGCACAGGUCGCAGUCGAUUGCAUCCCUAGAGAUUCGUACCAAGCUCAAACCAAUGGGCUUGGCCCCUCUUUGUGUGCUGAUGUAGAAGAGUUGCAGGAUCAGAAUUCGAAUAGCAUUUCUACUUCACGGUCCCUUGAAGAAUUUACGUUUCCUAUGGCUAAUGUGAAGCAGUGCCAAGAAAGCCAAGAAAAUAGGGAACAAGAACCUUCUUGUACCUCCCAACUCAACUAUGGACUCCCUGAGAGGCCAUUGUCAUCUCAUGGUGGUAUCAAUUUCCAUGAGAAAGAACCUCCGUGCAGCAAGAAUGAUCUAUAUGCAUUGGUGCCACACGAACCGCCUGCGUUAAAUGGUGUACUAGAAGCACUUAAACAAGCGAAGCUAUCACUAGCAAAGAAAAUCAACAAAUUACCCUCAGUAGAAGGUGAAUCAAUUGGUAAAUCCAUUGGAACUCUUUCUGUUCCAAAUGUCGGGGACAGGUUAGAAGUCCCUAUCGGAUGUGCUGGCCUCUUCAGACUUCCAACUGACUUUGCUGCUGAAGCUUCUAGUCAAGCAAGCUUCCUCAGUUCGAGUUCUCAGUCGAGAUCAGCUACUCAUUAUCCAGGCGAGGGUGGUGCAUUAUCUGCAAAUCCACAAAUUUUCCCUAGUCAUGAAAGGGAGGAUAGAUCAAGUUUUUUAAGAGACAAUCGCUUACGGAACGGCCGUUACGGAUUUCCAACCGACCAUUUUCCUGAGAAUGGAUGGAACAAUCCAGGCCAAGGCCAGAGGUAUCGUUUUGAUCGAAGCUUUGACGCAAUUCAACCCUCUCCCCAUGUAGUACACCAGUAUCCACCACCUCCAGUAUCCUCAAGCAUACAUCCUAACGAAAGUUUGUUAAGACCUUUUCCGAGCCGGAGUAUAGAAAUGUCUCCAGCCAACCAAUAUUCAUAUUAUGAUGACCAAUAUAGGCCAAAUAUGUAUAGAUAGGUGCAUGUAGUUAUAAGUAUAGACAUGUGAUAUAUUCUUCAGGUUCCAGGAGAGCUGUUGUUCUUCUGCAACAAUGGACUCGGGUGGUUCUGGAAGAAAAUUGGCCUUCAAGAGGAGAUUUGACCUUGUAUCAUACUGUAAGUUUGUAACAUUACUAUUGUUUUUCCUUUAAUUUAAGGUUGUUCUGCUUAGACAUGAGGCCAUUUUCAACUUCCACGUAAAAAAUAAAGUACUGGAUGUUUUGAAUCCUACACUUGUGUUGGA